Molecule: messenger RNA, 1461 nt
Organism: Acomys russatus (golden spiny mouse)
Lineage: Eukaryota; Metazoa; Chordata; Mammalia; Rodentia; Muridae
Gene: Faf2
Product: Fas associated factor family member 2
Exons: 11
Coding region: 47-1384 (445 amino acids)
Cellular component (GO): endoplasmic reticulum
Molecular function (GO): ubiquitin binding
Source: RefSeq, a predicted model, not a curated record
GCGGGUGACGGUGCGGACGGGUCAGGAGCGUAGAGGCGGCGGCAAAAUGGCGGCGCCUGAGGAGCAGGAUCUAACUCAGGAGCAGACCGAGAAGCUGCUGCAGUUUCAGGAUCUGACUGGCAUAGAAUCCAUGGAGCAGUGUCGCCUUGCCUUGGAGCAGCAUAACUGGAACAUGGAGGCUGCAGUCCAGGACAGACUGAAUGAGCAAGAGGGUGUACCGAGUGUUUUCAAUCCACCUCCAUCCCGACCCCUACAGGUUAAUACAGCUGAUCACAGGAUCUACAGCUAUGUUGUCUCAAGACCACAACCAAGGGGCCUGCUUGGAUGGGGUUACUACUUGAUAAUGCUUCCAUUCCGGUUUACCUAUUACACGAUACUUGAUAUAUUUAGGUUUGCUCUUCGUUUUAUACGGCCUGACCCUCGCAGCCGGGUCACUGACCCUGUUGGCGACAUUGUUUCAUUUAUGCACUCUUUUGAAGAGAAAUAUGGGAGGGCACACCCUGUCUUCUACCAGGGAACGUACAGCCAGGCACUUAAUGAUGCCAAGCGGGAACUUCGAUUUCUUCUGGUUUAUCUUCAUGGAGAUGACCACCAGGACUCUGAUGAGUUCUGUCGCAAUACUCUCUGUGCACCUGAAGUUGUCUCACUAAUAAACAGCAGAAUGCUUUUUUGGGCUUGUUCUACCAACAAACCCGAGGGGUACAGGGUCUCGCAGGCCUUACGAGAGAACACCUAUCCAUUUCUGGCUAUGAUUAUGUUGAAGGAUCGCCGCAUGACUGUGGUGGGACGGCUAGAAGGCCUCAUCCAACCUGACGACCUCAUCAACCAGCUGACAUUUAUUAUGGAUGCAAACCAGACUUACCUGGUGUCAGAACGCCUAGAAAGGGAAGAAAGGAACCAGACCCAAGUGCUGAGACAGCAGCAGGAUGAAGCCUACCUGGCUUCGCUCAGGGCAGACCAGGAGAAAGAGAGGAAGAAAAGAGAGGAGCGGGAACAGAAACGCCGGAAGGAGGAGGAGGUGCAGCAGCAGAAGCUGGCAGAGGAAAGAAGGCGGCAGAACCUACAGGAGGAAAAGGAAAGGAAGUUGGAAUGCCUGCCCCCGGAGCCAUCCCCCGACGACCCUGAAAGUGUCAAGAUAAUUUUCAAGUUACCCAAUGAUUCCCGAGUAGAGCGGCGGUUCCAUCCCUCCCAGUCUCUGACAGUCAUCCAUGACUUCUUAUUCUCCUUGAAGGAAAGCCCAGAAAAGUUUCAGAUUGAAGCCAAUUUUCCAAGGCGGGUACUGCCCUGUGUCCCUUCAGAGGAAUGGCCCAACCCCCCCACUCUGCAGGAGGCGGGACUCGGCCACACAGAAGUUCUCUUUGUUCAGGACCUGACAGACGAAUGACAGUUUUCUGCCUCCUCCCUCCCACCCCAAUCCCUAAAAGAAAUGGAAAAACAAAAACAGAGAACAAGAGAGAAAUU